Radiomyces spectabilis is the source of this 1188-nucleotide messenger RNA. RefSeq lists its product as uncharacterized. The record is from RefSeq and is a predicted model, not a curated record. NCBI's taxonomy places the organism in Eukaryota, Fungi, Mucoromycota, Mucoromycetes, Mucorales, Radiomycetaceae. The coding region runs from base 63 to 1103 and encodes 346 amino acids. The transcript is spliced from 2 exons. Gene Ontology annotation, molecular function: nucleotide binding.
ACCCUUUGGUCCCUCUCUUAUUUCUUUUUCAUUGUAUACUACUGGUAGUCUCGAAUUAUAUCAUGUCGUUAAACUGGGGUAUCAUUGGCACUGGUAAUAUUGCCAAGGUUUUCGCCAACGCACUUAAAGUGGCACGUAAAGGCCAGCUCGCCGCCGUCGGCAGCCGGUCGACAGAAACAGCCCAGCGGUUUGGACAUCAAUUUGGCCUCGAAAGCAGCAAAUGCUAUGGCAGUUACCAAGACUUGCUUGCUGACAAAACCAUCGAUAUUGUGUACAUCUCUACCCCGCACCCUCAACACUGCGAAUUGGCCAUUGCUGCCGCCAAGGCUGGCAAGCAUAUUCUUGUCGAAAAGCCCAUGGCCAUGAACGAAGCUGAAGUGGUUCGCAUCUUGAAGGCAGCCAAGGAAAACAACAUCUUCCUCAUGGAAGCUUACAUGUAUCGCUGCCACCCUCAGACACGUAAAGCCGUUGAACUGGUAGAAAACGGCACCAUUGGUGAGAUCAAGCUAGUCCGUGCCAGCUUUUCAUUUGACGGUCGCGAUCUCGGUCCGUCAUCGCGAUUGUGGCGCAAUGAACUCGGUGGUGGAGCCAUCAUGGAUAUUGGAGGAUAUCCACUGUCGUUUGCUCGAUUGAUGGCCGGUGCUGCUGACAAGGGAAAAUUCAGUAACCCUAGCGUGCUCAAGGGAGUGGGACAUAUUCAGCCUGACACGCAAGUGGAUGAAUGGGCUAUUGCAUCUUUGAGCUUUGACAAUCACGUCACCGCCCAACUCUUCACAGGCGUGUUUGCCGACAGCGAUUGCAGCGUUGAAGUGAUUGGCGCCAAAGGAUCGAUCCGGGUGUCGAACCUUUGGAGACCGGAUUUGACCCAAUUGGGUCCCGUUCAGGUCGAACUGACCGAAUUCGGAAAGGAGACUCAGACCUUGCCCGUGCCCCUGGAAGAAACCAAUAUUUUUGCCAUUGAAGCAGAUAUUGUCGCUGAUGCGAUAUUACAAGGUUUUAAAGAAUGUCCUUAUAUGACCUGGGAUGAUUCCCUUGGUCAAGUUCGCGCUAUGGAUCAGUGGCGCAAAGAGGUUGGACUCCAAUUUGCCGCUGAUCGCACGUAAAAUCCUUUUUUUCCCCUCAUUAUUCUGUAAUUUUUGUAUUGUCUUGUUGUUGUUCAUUUCAAUGAAAAGUUUAUUUUGUACAAAC